Molecule: messenger RNA, 417 nt
Organism: Ophidiomyces ophidiicola
Lineage: Eukaryota; Fungi; Ascomycota; Eurotiomycetes; Onygenales; Onygenaceae
Exons: 3
Coding region: 1-417 (138 amino acids)
Source: RefSeq, a predicted model, not a curated record
AUGGCCGACACCCCACUUGUCGACGAGACCCCCCUCUCGCCCACCGCUGAGCAUCGUAGCUCCUUGGAGAAAAGUCUCCAGCGACGUCCUGAUCCACAAGAGCUUAAAGACAGACACAUUCUUCUGGACACAACUGCUGCUCCAUCUCUUCAGGCUGCACAGCAGGAACUGGCUCGUCACCGUGCAAUGGAUAACUUGAAACGCAAUUUGGAGAAGCGGCCAGACAGGGACUCCCUCAUCGAACGAAAUAUCCUGCCUUCUUCGAACGCCGCUCCAGCCCUGCAGGCCCAUGCGAAAGAGUUGGAAAAACACAUGCUUGCAGAUAGCUUAGAACACAAGAUUCAAAAUAGGCCCAAACCAGAGGAGCUGAUAAAGAACGGAAUUUUGGCCGAAAACGAGAACCCCGUAGAGGUCUGA